ACGUUAGCAUUAGCGGAUAGGAUAAGACAUACUUUUCCUAUAGUGUGUAAUUAAAAAGAAUACACAAUGGGCAAAAAGAAAAACAAAAAUAAAGUAAGUGGUGCCGUCAAAACCGCUACAAAAACAGAGAAGAAAUUGGCAAAUAAACUUAAAAAGGAGCUUGCUAAUUUAGGAGAGGAAGAUAUAGCAAAAGUUAUAGCUGAAAUCGAGAGGGAAGAAGCCAAGCGUGCUGCAGCAUCAGAGAAAGCAUUACCAAAUCCACCAACAGCUAGAGCAUAUGCCUCUCUUACACCUCACCCAACUAAUAAUGAAUUAAUUUUGUUUGGUGGAGAAUUUCAUAAUGGAAAACAGACUGAAGUGUACAAUGACUUGCUGUUCUUCAAUGCUGCUAAUGGCGCUUGGAAGCAAGUUAAAGCACCGGGAGCUCCACCACCAAGAAGUGCUCACCAAGCUGUUGCUACUCCAGCUAAUAAAGGAGAAUUGUGGGUGUUUGGUGGAGAAUUCACAAGCCCCUCAGAGACUCAAUUUCAUCACUACAAAGACUUAUGGUGUUUUUCAUUAGCAGAGAAGAAGUGGGAAAAGGUUUUAGCUCCAAAUGGCCCAUCAGCUAGGUCGGGUCACCGUAUGGUGUUAUUAGGCCGGAAAUUGUUUGUAUUUGGUGGCUAUUGUGACGAUGGAAGAGAGUGUAAAUACUUUGAUGACCUGUACACAUUUUGUUUGGACAAUCGAGAGUGGACUAAACUUACACCGACCGGGAGAGGGCCCACUGCGAGAUCUGCAUGCGUCAUGUUACCGGCUGGGAAUGAUUCGCUCGUGAUCUACGGCGGCUUCUCCCGCGUGCGCGAGGGCCGCAGCGAGCGCGCGCACACGCACGCGGACGUGUUCCGGCUGUCGGCGCGCGGCGCGGCGUGGGCGUGGCGCGCGGCGGGCGCGGGCGAGGCGCGCGCGGGGCAGGCCGGCGCCGUGCCCGCCAGCAGCGCCCGCGGAUACGUGUUCGGGGGCGUCGCCGACGUCGAAGAAACAGAUGAAGAAUUACGCGGUGAGAUGAGCGAUGAAUUAAAAGUGUUAGACUUGGAAACAUGUCGCUGGCAUCCGGUCGUUCUGCGCACCGACAACACUGACACGAGCGCGGCGAGCGUCGCUCCAGUGGCGCCAGAGGAACCUAAGGAACGGGAGGAAAUCACAGUGAUAACGGACGAGGUGUUCAGCAUGCGUGUUGGCGCGUCGGCGCCAGCCUCCGAAGGCCCCCGCGCGGCGCGGCGCGAGCGCGCGGGGGCGUCGGGGGGCCCGUGCGGCCGCAUGUCGGCGUCGCUGGCCGUGCAGCGUUCGCAGCUGUACGUGUACGGCGGCGUGCUGGAGCGGGACGAUAAGCAGUUCUAUUUGGGGGACAUGUAUUCGCUCGAUUUGCACAAAUUAAACGGAUGGAAGACAAUCAUCGAACAGCCUCCGUUACCGGAUUGGCUUGGAUCUGAUUCUGAAGAUGAAUGGAGUUCUGGAAGUGAGACUGACGACAGCGAAGAAUCAGAAGAGGACUAACGACGACUUAGAUUACAAUUGUAACAGAUCACUUUACAUAUUAUCAAUAAAACUACUCUACUGUACUACUAAUAAUAUUAACAAUAUAAAUAUAAGGAAUAAAUGGAGAAUAUUCACUCA
Vanessa tameamea is the source of this 1656-nucleotide messenger RNA. RefSeq names its product kelch domain-containing protein 4. The coding region runs from base 67 to 1536 and encodes 489 amino acids. Gene Ontology annotation, molecular function: protein binding. The transcript has 9 exons. NCBI's taxonomy places the organism in Eukaryota, Metazoa, Arthropoda, Insecta, Lepidoptera, Nymphalidae. The record is from RefSeq and is a predicted model, not a curated record.